This is a messenger RNA of Lindgomyces ingoldianus, 513 nucleotides long. RefSeq lists its product as uncharacterized. NCBI's taxonomy places the organism in Eukaryota, Fungi, Ascomycota, Dothideomycetes, Pleosporales, Lindgomycetaceae. The transcript has a single exon. The record is from RefSeq and is a predicted model, not a curated record. The annotation marks the transcript as partial.
AAAAUGAAAGAAGAAAAAAUCCUGAGUUUUGAGACCCUGUGGCGCCACCUCCAGAGCAUAUUCUCCGUCAUCGACUGCCAAACUAUAUACCUUCUCGUUGAUGCCCUCGACGAAUGUGAAGAAGAGUCCCGACAAACCGUCCUUUCAUCCUUGUCAAGGAUGCCUAAAGUACUCUCUGGGCUCACAAAAUGUCAAAUCAAAGUUCUAGUGACCGCGAGACCAAAGACAGAAAUAGGGGAGACAUUAGGCCACGAGUGGAUCCAUCUCCGGGUUGACUCCGGGCUAGUGAAUGUCGACCUGAUGAAUUUCAUUAGAGCUAAGGUCAAGGAACUAUCCGACACCAAAAAGAAGCUCCCCGGGACUAUCGCUAAUGAGAUAGAGGAAAAAUUGACGCAGCAUGCUGGAGGUACCUUUCUCUGGGCUUCGCUUAUGCUCCACGAACUUGCUCGAAGUCCGAUACAUAAAAUGCGUCAGGUGCUUCAAAAUCUCCCUUCAGACCUCUACGAAAUUUAC